Messenger RNA from Neolamprologus brichardi, 1586 nucleotides. Its product is annotated as zinc-binding protein A33. NCBI's taxonomy places the organism in Eukaryota, Metazoa, Chordata, Actinopteri, Cichliformes, Cichlidae. The record is from RefSeq and is a predicted model, not a curated record. Gene Ontology annotation, molecular function: protein binding.
GCCAGCCAGCAAGCCCUCCUGGCAGCUCCAGUCAUCUGCCUCUCUCCCACCCCUCCAUUUCCUCCCUUACUUUUAAUGGAGCCAUAUUUUCUCGAGUCAGGCUGUGGCUGCUGAUCUGUGCUUGUCAAUACGUUUCCUCUUGUUAAUUUUCUGCUUGGAUAGGUCUUUUUGUUCCUGCUUUGUCCUAUACACAGAAAACUGGAAUGUACCAAAACCACACUAAAGACACCAACAACAACUGCCAAAAAAGCCUUCUCUGUGGUCAAAAGGAAAAGCUCAUCCAGGCUAUUAAAAGAAUCAAGCAUGAGGUAGAUGAGUGCAGAGAAGCAGAAAGAGAGACAUACAUAGAAUCAGUGGAAGUAGAGAACAGGUUUGAUGACCUAGAAAGGGAAAUCAGAGCAGAGUUUCAGAACCUCCACCGCUUCCUGGAUGAGGAGGAGUGGAGGGACCUGGAGCGACUAAGGAGGGAGAGACAGAAGCAACUGAAACAGCUGAAGGAGAGAGAGAAGAAGAUAGCGGGGCAAGGGCGAGACCUGGAAAAAGCCGUCGCAGUGCUCAACAACAAGCUGACUGAGGAGGACAGUCCUAAGCUGAUCAAAGAAAUUCAAGAUCUCAUUAAAAGAUCUCAGGUCAGCUUUGUUCUCCCAGCGGAGGUGGACACAGAGGUUCGCUCUGGCCAGUUUGUCGGUCCCAUCCAGUACAGAAUAUGGAAACACAUGAAAAGCUGCCUCUACCCAAAUAUUACAUCAGUGACCUUUGACCCUGAAACAGCACACCCGAAUCUGAUUCUCUCCCAGUCCUGCACUUCAGUUUGGUUCAAUGAGGAUAAAGACACAAAAGACUUCCAGGCCAACCCGCGGCAGUUUCACUAUUACUACUGCUUGCUGGGCCGUGAGGGCUUCACCACAGGGCGACACUACUGGGAGGUCGAGGUUGGGGGCAAGACGGCGUGGAGGCUGGGUGUGGCAAGAGAAGACGUCCCAAGAGGGGAGAUGUCUGCCACGGGCACCUCCAACGGCCUGUGGACCUUGGCACUGAAGAGCGGCUCUAUCCUAGCCUGCACUGACCCAGACCCGAUAAAGAUCAAGGUGUCGCUCUGCCUCGUCCGCAUUGGCGUGUUCUUGGACUGUGAAAAGGAGGAGGUGACUUUUUAUAAUGCCCUUACCAUGGCACCAAUCUACACCUUCUCCAUGGGCACUGUGGAGGUACCUCUGUUUCCCUUCUACAACCCAUGUGACAAAGAUUAUGGAAAGAAUACAGCACCACUGAACAUCUUUAUCCCUUCCCUAUAAGAAGCUGUUCAGCUGGAACCAAACAUUAAGACAUUUGCAGAAUUAAUUACCAAUGAUUUCAUCAUGAUUUUUCAUUUUUAAAGCACCUCUCCAACUGGAUUACUUAACAUCUUACUCAAAAGUAUAAUAGCUAGAUUAGUCAAAAAUCAAAUUAAUAGUUGCUACAGUGAUUCUAUCAUGUCUCUCAUUUUAAGAUGAAGAAAGUCCCUCUCAUUGAUUAUGCACUUAUUUCCUGGUAAAAGAGGGUAUAAAUGGAAAAACUCAGUUUAUGAAAUAAACACAGGUCACUGCUUC